Acanthosepion pharaonis is the source of this 1344-nucleotide messenger RNA. The record is from the annotation of a GenBank genome assembly. NCBI's taxonomy places the organism in Eukaryota, Metazoa, Mollusca, Cephalopoda, Sepiida, Sepiidae.
AUGCAAGCUCGAAAGAAGAGAGAGAGAGAGAGAGAGAGAGAGAGAGAGAGAGAGAGAACGCAGUGUCUUAUGGGAAUGGAGGAAACCAACUUCCCUAUUUUCUUGAAUGACUGUCAGUCUCUCUAUUUUGCAAACGCUAACGGGUCUCACUCAGUAAGCGUAUAUAACAGCACAGACAAUAAGCGGGUAACUGCCAACCUCCCACCCGUUCGCCACCCUUCUAAACGUUCGCUCUCUUGCCGACAAAUUUGCCCAUUUCCUACCUUUUCUUUUGCCAAUCUUUUGUCUUUAUUUGAAUGUCUUUUUUCUUUCUAUGACAUCGUUAUCUAUCUAGAUUUUUUUUUUUCUUUCUUUUUUCAUUUAAAAUUUUCCGCAAGUUUUAAAUUCCAAUUCUAUUUUUCAUACAUUCUUUUGUCAAAAUUUUUCUUUUUACGUCUUUUGUUUUCUAUCUAUCUAUCUAUCUAUCUAUCUAUCUAUCUAUCUAUCUAUCUAUCUAUCUAUCUAUCUAUCUUUUUUCUUUCUUUCUUAUUCGUUCUUUCAUUCUUUUUUUUUUUUCUUUCUUUCUUUCGUUUCAUGUUUUUUUAUUUUAUUUCAUGUCGUUUUCGUUCGUUCGUUCGUUCUUUCUUUCUUUCUAUUUAUCUUCUUUCCUUCUUUCUUUCGUUUCAUGCCGUUUGUUUCCUAUCUAUCUAUCUAUCUAUCUAUCUAUCUAUCUAUCUAUCUAUCUAUCUAUCUAUCUAUUUUCUUUCUUUCUUUUUCGUUCUUUCUUUCUUUUUCUUUCUUUCUUUCUUUCUUUCUUUUUUCUUUCGUUUCAUGUCGUUUUUUUUUCUUUCUUUUAUUUCAUGUCGUUUUCGUACUUUCUUUCUUUCUAUUUAUCUAUCUAUUUAUCUUCUUUCGUUUCAUUUCGUUUGUUUUCUAUCUAUCUACUUUUUUCUUUUUCUUUCUCUCUUUCUUUGUUUCUUUGUUUCUUUCGUUUCAUGUCGUUUGUUUUCUUUCUUCCUAUCUAUCUAUCUAUCUAUCUAUCUAUCUAUCUAUCUAUCUAUCUAUCUAUGUUUUCUUUCUUUCUUUUUCACCACUUUCUUUUUCCAAUAUAUUCUUAACUUCCAAUUCUACCUUUUAUACUUCUGUCAAAAUUUCUUUCUUUCUUUCUUUCUUUCUUUUUGCGUCUUUUGUUUUCUAUCUAUCUAUCUAUCUAUCUAUCUAUCUAUCUAUCUAUCUAUCUUCCAGUGUCAAUUAAACGUUUUCCAUAAUUUUUACUUCACCCCCUCUGAUUUCUUUUAUUCAAUUUCCAAGUCUUUCUUUCCCUCUUCAUCCUUCAAGCCUACAUUCCUUUCCUUCUUGCUUUAA